Messenger RNA from Mesorhabditis spiculigera, 1176 nucleotides. The record is from the annotation of a GenBank genome assembly. Lineage: Eukaryota; Metazoa; Nematoda; Chromadorea; Rhabditida; Rhabditidae.
AUGUCGCUGAUGACGAACGGGUGGCGAGAUGAGAAAUACUUUGCCCUGUACACGUUCGCCGCCCUCAUCAUCCUGCUCAACUGCUGGUUGUUCAAGAUGAACGUCUGGCUGAUGCUCUUUUAUCAGCAACAAUUCGGGCUGAUGCACACGUGUACAGUAUCUUCCAUCGUAUCCGGGAUCAAGCCUUUCGUUAAUGCGGUGGUGAUCGCGCUUUUUAUCAUGAACAUCAGCGCACAUUAUCGACUAGUGAAUACGGUGGAUACGGUGGAUCUGUGCUUCCGUGCUGCCUUCCACACGACUCCCCCAAUCCGUCUAUACUCCCUCAUCUUUUUCUUCGUCUCCUUCGCCUUCUUCCUCGGCACGUUCGCCCUCUUCUGCGUCGAGUUCAUCUCAUUUGGCAGCAGCCUCGGGACGGCGGCCGACGCGUCAUUCCUGAUCGUGCCGAUGCUGUCGCUAUGGAACAUUGUCCCGCUGUUGUAUUACGACAUGUAUAAUCGGAUCGUGCGGUUUUACUGCCGGGUGCUGAUCAGCUCCCUCGACAAGGAGCACCACAAACGCCAUUUUAGCCUGAAAUUCUACUACGAGCAAUUUUUGAGGAUCACCAAUGUGCAGGAAGCCAUUGGCGCGCUAUUCAACCCGUUCGUCUUCUUCUCGUUGGCAUGGUCGAUGGCGAUUUUGUGUUUGACGAUCUAUUUCUUAACGCAGCCAGCUUCCACCUUGGUCGACCCAAUUUCUCCUGAAUUCCACAAGAAGCCCGGGAUGGUGGAGCUGCUCAACAAGAAGGUGGCGUUCGCCCUGGGCUGGAGUUUGAUACAGGUAAUCGUGGCCGCGCUGAACAUCCUGGUCAUCUGCUCGGCAGGGAUGCAGACGAAUGAAACGACCCGCGAAAUUGUCGACCACGUGCUCCGGAUCGUCCCCGACGCCAACGCCGAUCUCGACCGGUUUCAGAUCUCAUGCUUCGUACACAAGAUGACGACGCAAUUCAUGUGGGGCAUGACGGUGUGGCGGGCCUUUUUGCUGCAGCGGACUACGUUUUUUACGCUCGUCUCGGUGAUCAUCACCUAUGCCUUCCUGCUGCUGAAGCUCAAGGAGAACCCCGAUUUGAGCCCGAGAACUUUUCCCUAUCACACGAUCACCAAUCACACGAUGGCUACGGUAGCCACUACGAUGAUGCCG